Molecule: messenger RNA, 1929 nt
Organism: Prunus mume (Japanese apricot)
Lineage: Eukaryota; Viridiplantae; Streptophyta; Magnoliopsida; Rosales; Rosaceae
Source: RefSeq, a predicted model, not a curated record
AAAAGGGAGAGUUGUGCCUCUACCCCAUUUGUGUAGCUCCAAAGUAAUCGGCAGCAUCUGUAUGGCCGUAUAGGUUACCAGCCUUCACCACACCAAUUUAAAGUCAGAAAAAGACCCUUCUUCAACCACGCUUUCUUUUCCCUUUGCUUAUAACACUUUCCCCUCCAUUUUUUUUAUUUAUUUCUUGACUUCUCCAGUGGUCUUCAUCUCUCUUUGCUUCGCACUACAAGUCCUGGUACGAAUAUCUUUUUCUGUUUCCAAUUCCGGGUUAGUUCAAAGUGAUUUGCUUGUGUUUCAGAUUUCAUUAGAUUUGGUUCUUUGUUUUUUUAACGAUCCCACACCGGCCUGCGUAUUUGUUCUAAGUCUCUACAUGGAUAUUUGACCAGAAAAGGAUAUUUUGCUAUAUAUGUGUGCAGAAGGCGUAUAUAGAUAGAUAUUUCGUUUUCCUUAAUUCCCAAACCUUCCAAACGAACUUGGUCUUUGCCAAUCUUGAUAUCCCAGACUUUUUAUUUGGCUUCUUCUUCUCAAUAAACUCGGAGAAGGAUUGAGCUUCUCUGCAUAGGAGAACCCAUUCAAGUUCCCUGUAAAUAUUUAUUAUUAUAAUAUUCUCUCAUCUACAAUGAAGGGUCAGAAUCAAAACCCAUUAAACUUGUUUUCAAAACUCUUCAAUGCCCAACUCCACAUCCUCAAACUCCUCUUCUAUUUCCUGCUAUUUGGUGGUGGUUUAACCCUUGGAAUGGUACUUAGCUUUUAUAUGAAAGACAUUUCAAUUAGUUUGCAAUUAGCCCAAUUCUCCUUCUCAACCUCACAAUCUCCAUCCAAUCAACAUACCCUAAUGCCAAAUGUAAAAGCCUUCGAAGCCAAUGGGACCAAGCCUCACAUAGGAUUGAAGGAAUAUCUAAAGCCGCCUAAUGUUCUACACGACAUGGACGACCAAGAAUUGCUAUGGAGAGCUUCGAUGAUUCCUCGGAUUACUGAGUAUCCAUUCCGUCGAGUUCCCAAGGUUGCUUUCAUGUUCUUGACGAAGGGUCCUGUUCUGCUGGCCCCACUCUGGGAGAAGUUCUUCAAAGGGCAUCAGGGCUUGUACUCAAUUUAUGUGCACUCAAAUCCAUCUUACAAUGGAUCAUACCCCGAAAGUCCUGUUUUCCGUGACAGGAGAAUUCCUAGCCGGGAAGUAGGAUGGGGAAAUGUCAACAUGAUUGAGGCCGAGCGCCGCCUAUUGGCAAAUGCUCUUCUUGACAUCUCAAACGAACGUUUUGUUCUGCUCUCAGAAUCCUGCAUCCCCCUCCACAACUUCUCCACUGUCUACUCUUACCUCGUACACUCCCGCGAAAGUUUUGUACAGGUCUAUGAUGAUCCAAGCUCUGUCGGACGGGGCCGGUAUAAUUCCCAUAUGUACCCAAAAAUCUCAUUGAGCCAAUGGAGGAAAGGAUCACAGUGGUUUGAGAUGCACAGACGCCAUGCCAUUGAUAUUGUCUCAGAUAAAAAAUACUUCCCAGCUUUCCAAAAGUACUGCAGGGGCUCAUGCUAUGCAGACGAGCAUUAUCUGCCAACAUUUGCGAACAUCAACUUUGGGGCAAAGAAUUCGAAUAGGAGUUUGACCUGGGUUGACUGGUCCAGGGGUGGCCCCCACCCUGCCAAGUUCACAAGAACUGAUGUCACCGUUGAGGUUUUGAGUAGAUUGAGGAAUGGGACUGCGUGUGUAUAUAAUGGAAAGAGCACCAACGUUUGUUUCUUGUUUGCUAGGAAGUUUGGUCCUGAUACUUUGGAAAGGCUGCUGAGGUUUGCUCCAAAGCUCAUGCGCUUCAACAGAUAAAAAAAAAAGAAGAAAAAAAGAAAUCCAUGGGUUAAUUUAUUCAUUUUUGGAUCGAUCAAGUGUAGACUGUAGGGUAUAAAAUGAAAAUUUAUUACAAGCUUUUUUCUUUUCAA